Molecule: messenger RNA, 4009 nt
Organism: Megalops cyprinoides (Indo-Pacific tarpon)
Lineage: Eukaryota; Metazoa; Chordata; Actinopteri; Elopiformes; Megalopidae
Product: solute carrier family 12 member 7-like
Exons: 26
Coding region: 212-3598 (1128 amino acids)
Biological process (GO): chemical synaptic transmission; potassium ion homeostasis; potassium ion import across plasma membrane
Cellular component (GO): membrane
Molecular function (GO): potassium:chloride symporter activity
Source: RefSeq, a predicted model, not a curated record
UUUGGAGAGAAGCCGAUCACAUGGGGCCAGUAUCUAAGCGAUAGAGGUGAAGCAGAGAACUUCGAACUGUGGCAGAAACAGUUUACGGGGGAAACGGGACGAGGAAGGCGGAGUGGGAGCACAAAAAAAAACAAAAAACAAAGAGCACACACACACACACACUCACUCACUCACUCACGCGCACACCUAAGGGAAAGCACAUGGUGUGAACAUGCCCACGAACUUCACCGUCGUCCCGGUGGAGGAUGGCAGGAAGGCGAGUCCGGACUAUGAGCAGGACACCCUGAGGGAAGAGGACGAGGAAGAGCUGGACCUCUCCCCCAGCCGUCUCUCAGGAGAUGGCAACCCAAAGGAAAAUAGUCCGUUCAUCAACAGCACAUACAGUGACAAGGGAAGCCUGUACGAUGGGAAGAACAUGGCUCUCUUUGAGGAAGAGAUGGAGAGUAACCCCAUGGUCUCCUCACUGCUCAACAAACUGGCCAAUUACACCAACCUCACCCAGGGUGUCAUCGAGCACGAGGAGGCCGAGAACGAAGAGGGCGCCAAGAAGAAAGCCGUCAAGAGUCCUCAGAUGGGCACCUUCAUCGGGGUGUACCUGCCCUGCAUGCAGAACAUUCUGGGCGUUAUCCUCUUCCUGCGUCUCCCCUGGAUCGUUGGCACCGCUGGCAUCCUGGAGUCCUUCGCCAUCGUCUUCAUGUGCUGUGCCUGUACUAUGCUGACAGCAAUAUCAAUGAGCGCCAUCGCUACAAAUGGCGUAGUACCAGCCGGUGGGUCCUACUACAUGAUCUCCCGGUCCCUCGGGCCAGAGUUCGGUGGGGCGGUGGGCCUCUGCUUCUACCUCGGAACCACUUUUGCCGGAUCCAUGUACAUCCUUGGCACCAUUGAAAUCUUACUGACGUACAUCAUCCCGAACGGCGCCAUCUUUACAACGGACAAGAAGGAGGAGGAGGCGGAGGUCCUGCUGAACAACAUGCGGGUGUACGGCACCUGCUGCCUGGCCCUCAUGGCCCUGGUCGUCUUCGUGGGGGUCAAGUACGUCAACAAGCUGGCGCUGGUCUUCCUGUCCUGCGUGGUGCUCUCCAUCCUGGCCAUCUACGCCGGCGUCAUCAAAACCAUCAUCGAGCCACCCAACUUCCCGAUAUGCCUGCUGGGAAACCGCUCCCUGCAGAACCACGACUUUGACAAAUGCCAGAAGACGGAGGUGAUUGGGAACGUGACGGUCGCCACCAAACUGUGGACGCUCUUCUGCGACGGGACACUUCUCAAUGCUUCCUGCAACGAGUACUUCCAAAAGAAUAAUGUGACAGAAAUCGAGGGCAUUCCUGGCCUGUUGAGCGGAGUCAUCUCAGACAACCUAUGGGCUAACUAUGGCCCCAGCGGCAUGCUGGUGGAGGGGAAAAGACAGCCCUCCGUCCCGGCUAAGGACAUGUCCCGGGACAUCUACCUGCCCUACGUCUUCAACGACAUCGCAACCUUCUUCACCCUGCUGGUGGGAAUCUACUUCCCCUCGGUGACAGGAAUCAUGGCUGGGUCCAACAGGUCUGGAGACCUAAAAGAUGCCCAGCGGUCCAUUCCAACGGGAACCAUCCUUGCCAUAGCAACCACAUCCUUCAUCUACAUUUCCUGUGUGGUGCUGUUUGGUGCCUGUAUUGAAGGUGUGGUUUUGAGAGAUAAGUUUGGAGACUCAGUCAAAAGGAACCUGGUGAUCGGCACGCUGGCCUGGCCCUCCCCCUGGGUCAUCGUCAUCGGCUCCUUCUUCUCCUGCUGCGGGGCGGGGCUGCAGAGCCUCACCGGCGCCCCCCGGCUGCUGCAGGCCAUCGCGCGCGAUGGCAUCGUGCCCUUCCUGCAGGUGUUCGGUCACGGCAAAGCCAACGGCGAGCCCACCUGGGCCCUCCUGCUGACGGCCGGAAUCUGUGAGAUCGGCAUACUCAUCGCCUCCCUGGACGCUGUGGCCCCCAUUCUCUCAAUGUUCUUCUUGAUGUGUUACCUGUUUGUAAACUUGGCCUGUGCAGUUCAGACUCUUCUCCGCACCCCCAACUGGAGACCACGCUUCAAAUUCUACCACUGGACUCUGUCCUUCCUGGGCAUGAGUCUGUGUCUCUCCCUCAUGUUCAUCUCCUCCUGGUACUACGCCUUGGUCGCCAUGAUGAUCGCUGGAUGCAUCUACAAGUACAUUGAAUACAGAGGAGCAGAGAAAGAGUGGGGCGAUGGGAUCCGUGGCCUGUCCCUGAACGCCGCCCGUUACGCCCUGAUCAAACUGGAGGAGGCCCCACCCCACACUAAGAACUGGAGGCCACAGCUGCUGGUGCUGCUGAACCUGGACACCGAUCUUGGGGUGAAGCAUCCUCGGCUGCUCUCCUUCACCACACAGCUGAAGGCUGGUAAAGGCCUGACUAUUGUGGGCUCUGUGCUGGAGGGCACCUACAUGACCAAGGAAUCAGAGUCCAAGCAGGCAGAGCAGAAUGUCAAGUCUGCCAUGUCCGCAGAGAAGACCAAGGGUUUCUGCCACGUGGUGGUGUCCUCGAACCUGCGCGACGGCUUCUCUCACCUGAUCCAGUCCGCCGGGCUGGGGGGCAUGAAGCACAACGCCGUGCUGAUGGCCUGGCCUGGGAGCUGGAAGCAGACAGAGAGCUCCUCCUCCUGGAAGAACUUCAUAGAAACGGUGAGGGAGACCACAGCAGCCCACCAGGCCCUGCUGGUGGCCAAGAACAUCGACUCCUUCCCAGCCAAUCAGGAACGGCGGGGGGAGGGCACCAUCGACGUGUGGUGGAUCGUGCACGACGGAGGCCUGCUGAUGCUGCUUCCCUUCCUGCUGCGACAGCACAAGGUAUGGAGGAAGUGUAAGAUGCGCAUCUUCACUGUGGCCCAGUUGGACGACAACAGCAUCCAGAUGAAGAAGGACCUGCAGAUGUUCCUGUACCACCUGCGUCUGGACGCUGAGGUCGAGGUGGUGGAAAUGCAUGAAAGCGACAUCUCAGCCUUCACCUAUGAGAAGACCCUGGUGAUGGAGCAGCGCUCUCAGAUGCUGAAGCAGAUGCAGCUGUCUAGGACAGAGCGGGAGAGAGAGAUUCAGAGCAUCACAGACGAGUCCCGUAGCUCCAUCAAGAGGAAGAACCAGGCAGGAAGAAGCACUUCCAGUAACCACCUGCAGGUCCCGCAGCCAGAGCACUGCCCCCAAAAGAAUGAGGCCCAGCUGAUCCAUGACAGGAACACGGCGUCCCAUGCCACCCUCAACGACAAGGCCAACUCCGCCCCCAGUCGCGUCCACAUGACCUGGACCAAAGAGAAGUUCAUCACUGAGAGGAACCGCAACCGCGAGGCCAACAUAGGCGUGCGGGACCUCUUCAACAUGAAACCAGAGUGGGAGAGUCUGAACCAGUCCAACGUGCGAAGGAUGCACACCGCAGUAAAGCUGAACCAGGCCGUGGUGAGCAAGUCGCAGGGAGCUCAGCUGGUGCUGCUCAACAUGCCUGGACCUCCUAAAAACAGGGAGGGCGACGAGAACUACAUGGAGUUCCUGGAGGUUCUGAUGGAGGGGCUGGAGCGCGUGCUGUUAGUGCGAGGGGGAGGCCGGGAGGUCAUCACCAUCUACUCGUAACGGCGCGAGGGGGUCGAGACCAUGGAGCGGCACCACAGGACCAGUCCCUGCAGGGCGGGGAUGAGAGAGCUGUCACCUUUACCGCAGGGCGUGGCACACCCACAUUUCAUCUCAGCGUCUCUAACAUUUUACUGCUCUUCUGUUUUUAAACACACAUUUAAAAAUGCCUGGCAUUGCUAUGUAAACAAGUAGAGCAAAGGACAGCGCAAGUACUAAAGUGUUCUCUGUUGUUCCUGUAGUUUUCUUUGUUCAAUUUUAGUUUCUUUUUAAGUGACAAAAAACUGGAUAUGAAACAGAUAUGUUUGGCUAUCUUUUUCAGUGAGCCUGUGGUCUGUUUUAGCUGGAUUCUCACCAAAUAGCACCUUUGAGUGCGUUGCUCCUGUUAGACUGUGGAAUACUGUAUGGGGGGUG